GAAAAUGGCAGCCCAAACUUUUAUGAGAGUCAUAGUUCCACCUAAUCCGUUUUAUGACCCCCUGGCCCUCCAGUUCACCGGAACGAUCAACCACACUUCGCACGAGACACCCUCUGGAGCGAAGAAACUAAUAGCAUCUAAAGCUCCUCGUAGGAGGAAAAUUCACAAAAGGACAGUCGCUGACCACGCUUACGAAGAGGGAAUGUCGAGAAAUGAAGUGGAGAGACAGCUUCACCGAAUAGAGUUUCAUAGAAUGCACCACAAGGAGGUCGAGGAUAUGGAGAGAGUACUCGGUACUGGGUCUACUUUCGAUAAGCGCAGAGCAUACAACGAGAACUACUCCCAGAUUGACGUCCUCAGUAACCUGAACGUAAGCCCUGGCAAAUGCAAAUGAUUUGAGCUGAUAGUCUGCUGUGCUGCUGAGUUCUGAGAAUCAGAAUAGACCCGAGAACUAAGCGCGCUGAUAAGUGAAACACUAAGCUCACAACACGAGUAUAAACUGAGUUUGAACUCCGCGUGGAACUAACACUGAGCUAGAAGCUGCCAAGAGUCACGUGAUACGUAGUAAUGGUAACCACGUGGUAGUCAUGGUAACCACGUGGUGUCAUGGUAACCUCGUGAUCACGUGGUAAAGCGUGGACGGAGCUGUACUCAGAGUUCAGAACUAUUCAGUGACUGAUUAAUGCUUAGUGAUACACACUACUAAAGGUCUUUCAGAUGGAAUUGGUGUCAGAGAAAUAACUUUCGUGUUAUUUUAUCUUCGUCGAUCUCAAAAACGAAUAUUCUCCUUUGAUCUCGUGAAAGACGCCAAUUUCAUCCGACGAUCAGUUUGAUCAGUGAUUCAAGUUUAAAUCUUUCUUCCUUGUUUGUGUUAUGUUUCUUUGUUUAAAUUAACAUACAGUAACUUUAACUCUUGUGUUGAAAGAAUUGCAAUCUUCAUUAAACCAUUUUGUUCAUGUUAUUGAGAAUCUUAGUGCAGGGCGAUAUGACAUUAAUAACAUAAUAACUAUUUAAGUGGCUAAUAUGAUUUAUUUCCAUCAAUUAAUAAUGAAUUAUCUGUUUAGUUGAUCACAAUUAACAUUAAUAUCAUGUUAUUAAUGUGAUUGUGACUGAUGCUUUAUCAAAAUGUUAUAAUACUUAAUAGUGCCAGAAUCCGUCUUAAAUUAAAAAUAAAAUAACUCAGAAUGAUUAUCUUAUCAAAAGUGAAUAUUUGCUAUUUUUGUGUUUUGGUCUUCUGAAGAAUCAAUUUACAGUUUUAUCAUUAUGCCUCAUAUGCACUGAGCCGUACGCGUAAAUGAAAUAAAUAAAUCGAUUGUAUUUAUAUAAGCAUUUAGCGGAUGAUUUACUUUGAAAUACUAAAUUCAAAAGUAAAUCGUUGUCAUGUCUCGAAUCUCUUCCAACAUAAAUGUAAUGGUUUGCACUUUUCUUAACUGCAUGUUGACAUAUAACAUUAAUAUUUUAUUUAAGCGUUCAACAAAUGAUGUUUUACGAAUAAAGAUUGUAUUUUGUGUAAUUAUCUGAUGUAAUUAAGGUUAAACAUUCUUCUUGAUUA
This is a messenger RNA of Bolinopsis microptera, 1552 nucleotides long. RefSeq lists its product as uncharacterized. The coding region runs from base 5 to 394 and encodes 129 amino acids. Lineage: Eukaryota; Metazoa; Ctenophora; Tentaculata; Lobata; Bolinopsidae. The transcript is spliced from 6 exons. The record is from RefSeq and is a predicted model, not a curated record.